GCGGACAUGAUCCGGACGUAUACUGCUUGAACACGUGCUGAUGUGUGGGCCCAGUAUUUGAAAUGACAGAAACUGAAAAAGACUCCACAGCCACAGUACCCAAGAAAAAGAAAUACAGGAAGGAUAAACCAUGGGACAAUGAUUCUAUAGACCACUGGACCAUUGAAGAGUUUAAGCCCGAGCAUAAUCCACACUCUCUCCUUGAUGAAAGCUCAUUUGCUACCUUGUUUCCAAAAUACCGAGAGAAAUACCUUCAGAAGGUGUGGCCACUUGUUCAAAAGUGCCUCAAUGAUCAUGGUAUCAAGAGUCAGCUUGAUCUCAUCGAGGGUAGUAUGACUGUCUCGACGACACGUAAAACCUUUGAUCCUUACAUUAUUGUGAAGGCCCGUGAUAUGAUCAAACUCCUGGCAAGAAGUGUACCUUAUGAACAGGCUAUCAAGAUUCUGGAUGAUGACAAAGCUUGUGACAUUAUUAAGAUACGUUCACUCGUUAGGAAUAAAGACAGGUUUGUGAGGAGGAGACAGAGAUUAAUUGGACCUGAUGGAGCCACUCUAAAAGCUAUUGAGUUGCUCACUCAAUGUUAUAUAAUGGUUCAAGGUGCUACAGUAUCAGCUAUUGGACCAUUCACCGGUUUAAAGCAGCUGCGUAGAGUUGUAGAGGAUACCAUGAAGAACAUCCAUCCAGUGUAUCACAUUAAAACUAUGAUGAUCAAACGUGAGCUUAUGAAGGACCCAUCACUCAAAAAUGAAUCUUGGGAUAGAUUCUUGCCAAAGUUUAAGAAAAAGAAUCUCAAGACAAAGACACCAAAGAUAAAGAAGAAAGCUCCUUAUACUCCAUUCCCUCCUCCUCAGCCGGAGAGCAAGGUUAGAUUAUGUUUAAUGUUGUGA
Molecule: messenger RNA, 887 nt
Organism: Amphimedon queenslandica
Lineage: Eukaryota; Metazoa; Porifera; Demospongiae; Haplosclerida; Niphatidae
Product: KRR1 small subunit processome component homolog
Exons: 8
Coding region: 63-887 (274 amino acids)
Cellular component (GO): nucleolus; small-subunit processome
Molecular function (GO): RNA binding
Source: RefSeq, a predicted model, not a curated record